AUGGCAACUGUCUUCGUAUCUCCCUCGCCACGAACCUCCAUGACCAUGGCUACUCGCCGUCCACUCGCAAACGUCCCGAAUGCAACCAAUUCUCCACGCAGGGCCGAGCUAGUGCUUAAACGAGCUCGACCUACUAAAGUGGAGAUGCCAUACGGACAACCACCACCGAAAAGACAAGCGAUGGAGAAUAUGGAAUACGAACCUCGCUCUACCACCUGCCAGACCACGACCACGGACUCGAAACUCUUCGCGAGACGAUCGAACAAUGGCAAUCCUAGUGCAUUUGAGAAGAAGCUUGUCGCAGCUAGGGAGAAGGAACGUCAACCGGUGGUGAAGAAUGUCAGAGUUGAGAAGGCUCCGGCAGAUACCAUGGACUCCAUUCGCCAAUGGCAGCGGCACUAUCGGAAGGCGUUCCCCCAGUUUGUGUUUUACUUCGAUAGCAUCCCAGAGGAUGUCAGACGGCGAUUCUCUCGCCAAGUCAGUGCUCUUGGAGCUCGUGAGGAGAAGUUUUUCUCGCGUUUAGUGACCCACGUUGUGACUUCGCGUACUAUCCCUCCGGAAUCAGCCACCCCAACGGAGCCCGAAUCUACUGAAAACGCUACCAACGGCGAUGGUAACGUCCAAACUGUCAACCCUUCUCUUUUGGAGAGAAACGGCGAGACUCACCUGCAUGCUUCAUUGAAAACCGAAACGCGUCGUGACCAAGCCACUAUGGACAUUCUGCAAAGGGCUCGGCAGAUGGGCAUGAAAAUCUGGGCGCUGGAAAAGCUUCAGCGUAUGAUCACUACCAUCAAUGACAGUGACAUUGGUGCCCAAUAUGAACAAGCCGCUCGGAACAAGGCCGCCGGUGGUAACGCCGCUAACGGCAGGGGCGAAAAUGACCUUUCGAGGGUUCUGCGGCAAGAACUACUCAACGGACCGUCGGAUCGUGAUCCGUUGACCUCAAUGGAAAUGAUCAUUUUCAAAGGACCAUUCGUGUACAUUCAUGACAUGAACGAGAAGACCAAACCGGUGAUGGUUCGAGAAUACUCCCGAGUCGCUAGACGGCAGGAUGGGUCUUGGCCACAGUUCCGAAGCGCCCCCCUCGGAAAGUGUCCUUUCAUAGAUGAGCCCCCAAGUAGAAAGGAAUAUGACCGACACCGAUUGCGUCAACUCCACAAAGAGAAGAAGGCUGCUUCUCAAAAGGCUGAUGGAACUCGUGAUGCUAAGACAAAAGCAGCUGUGCCAGUUCAAGUCCCUGAAUCUGUGACUACAACAGAGAUCGCACACUCCCAGCCAUCGGUGAAACAAGAGGAGCGGGUUUCGCCUCCAAUCCAAAAUGACAUUCAGAGGCCAUCACUUGAAGAAACUCAUGAACGAAAGAGUUCUGAAAGCUUUAUUCCUCCUCACUUCCCUCGGACUGGACCCUUUUAUGCCGGUCAUGAGCCAGCUGCCUCAGGUGUUCAGCCGUCUAACAUGACAUCCGCAAUUCGCUCACAGAUGAUCUCAUCUACUGCAGCAGCACCUGGUGCGAAAGCCGGCCUUAGCAAGGAAGUUCAUGGGCUCAAGCGAAAGGUUCUUGAGAAGGGAACAGGCGGGUUCGCAGUAGGAUCGAUGGCUGCUCCUCAACGCCGCGGGGACGUGACUAUGACAGUUCCGACGAAGAACAACAUUAACCCUGCUGGAAAGUCCAACAUUCCCCACAAUGAGGAUGAACUAAAGCAAGCUGAGGUGGCUGGCUCAAAGCGACAAAGGGAUGACAAAGAUGAACAAAAGAAGCCCGAACGUCGCAGAGAUCCCAAACCCGGCUAUUGCGAGAACUGCAGGGACAAGUUUGAUGAUUUUGAAGAGCACACUCUGACUCGCAAACAUCGCCGAUUUGCCACGAACUCGACGAACUGGGCUGAGCUCGAUGCGUUGCUCGCCGAAAUUCAGCGUCCCCUCAAGGGCGACUAUGAAUAUGAUGAAUAG
Molecule: messenger RNA, 1950 nt
Organism: Penicillium griseofulvum
Lineage: Eukaryota; Fungi; Ascomycota; Eurotiomycetes; Eurotiales; Aspergillaceae
Product: protein serine/threonine kinase activating protein nimO
Exons: 3
Coding region: 1-1950 (649 amino acids)
Biological process (GO): positive regulation of nuclear cell cycle DNA replication; regulation of cell cycle phase transition
Cellular component (GO): nucleus; Dbf4-dependent protein kinase complex
Molecular function (GO): nucleic acid binding; protein serine/threonine kinase activator activity; zinc ion binding
Source: RefSeq, a predicted model, not a curated record